AUGCCUUGCUCCACGCCUGCAAUAUCAACCGAAAAUAUCACCGACGCCGACAAGCUACAAUACGCCGCCACCGAGAAAGUCCAUAUCGCCAAGCUCAUCCAAAGGGAAGCGCUGGACGCCAUCAAAGUCCCUAUCGUCGAAAAGGAUGCCCUUGAUUAUCUCUCUAUAUCACUUGGUACUGAGCUUGAUGUAGGCAGGGCCGACGCACUCCCGUCCGACGUCUCCAAAAACGUUUUUCGGCCUUGCGACUGGCCUCUUGACGUCCUCGAGUACGAGACUCGGAGCGCACGAGGAUACUGGCGCGACCUGGACCACAAGGCGCAGGACCCGGCCAUCCUGCUACAGUUUGCGCGGAUGAGAAAUGUUUGGUAUGAGCAAUGCUUGUACAGCCUGCGAAGGCUGGUUCCAAAGCUAUGGGACGUCUACCGAACAAAUCAGACUCUCGUUCCACCUCCGUCUCUUCCACCCGCGGCCCUGGAACCAAUGCAGCACCAUCACGAAUACUACUGA
Cordyceps fumosorosea ARSEF 2679 is the source of this 510-nucleotide messenger RNA. RefSeq lists its product as hypothetical. The record is from RefSeq and is a predicted model, not a curated record. The transcript has 2 exons. The coding region runs from base 1 to 510 and encodes 169 amino acids. Lineage: Eukaryota; Fungi; Ascomycota; Sordariomycetes; Hypocreales; Cordycipitaceae.